CCCUCUCUCUCUCGGCCAAAACAAGGGAAAAAACAUGAAUUUGAAGAGAGAUAAACUCUCAUCCCGAUCCUAAUUUCUCUUCUUUCUUCCUUUUUCCGGUGAAUUUUGCAAGAAAGUUGACGUUUUUCGUGGUGGGUAUCCGGCAAAAUCUGCUACGUGUUGCUUAUUUUCCUCUGUUUUCAUAUUUGGAUCGAUGGGUUACUUACGCUCAGGGGAAAGAUCGUUCCUUGUCGGAGAGCAGCACAAGUGGGUGGAGUAAUUGUAUACAGAUGUAUUAAUUUCUUUUAGCAACAAUUCAGACCAGACAGGAUCAGUUGCUGCAACAUCCUCAACACUUGUCCGAACGACCAAACAGAUCCUUAUAAGUUCAUCUCUGAAAACAUAGCUACAAUUAAGCACCCAUCCUUAGAUCUCGGAACCCUUUUUUUGUUUUUCUUUCAGUUUAUUUUUUUUCCUUUAUUUCCCAUCUGAAAGAAGUUGUCAAAAACAACAUGAAGAGAUCACUUGGAAGCUCGGAAUCUCUCGGUGCUUUCAUGUCCGUCUGCAGAACUUCAGGAGCAGAUGAACAAAUGAUGAGUCCAAGAUCAACCACCAACUUUCUAUACACGAACGUCCAAGACUUUCCGGCGAUGAUCGAUGACGACGAGGGAUGCCACGUGGCGGUGGCCUGCGGCGGCGGGGAGAAGAAGCGGAGGCUGAGCGUGGAGCAAGUGAAAGCGCUCGAGAAGAACUUCGAGAUAGAGAACAAGCUCGAGCCGGAGAGGAAGGUGAAGUUGGCUAAGGAGUUGGGUCUGCAACCGCGACAAGUGGCGAUCUGGUUUCAGAACCGCCGUGCGCGUUGGAAGACCAAACAGCUCGACCGUGAUUACGGCGUUCUGAAGGCUAACUACGACGCCCUCAAACGCAAUCGCGACGCGCUUCAACGCGACAACGACUCCCUCCUCCAACAGGUUAUAUACUUGCUAUGUGUUUUUUUUAAUUAUGGUGCGAAUUAUAUCGAUCUUAUGAUAUAAGAUUGUUAAAGAGAUCGAUAUGGAUAAGUUUGUAAAUGUGGACGAAACUAUUAUUUAUUUAUUACCA
Tarenaya hassleriana is the source of this 1080-nucleotide messenger RNA. RefSeq names its product homeobox-leucine zipper protein ATHB-5-like. Gene Ontology annotation, molecular function: DNA-binding transcription factor activity, RNA polymerase II-specific; sequence-specific DNA binding. The record is from RefSeq and is a predicted model, not a curated record. The transcript has 2 exons. Lineage: Eukaryota; Viridiplantae; Streptophyta; Magnoliopsida; Brassicales; Cleomaceae. Gene Ontology annotation, biological process: positive regulation of DNA-templated transcription. The coding region runs from base 492 to 1013 and encodes 173 amino acids. Gene Ontology annotation, cellular component: nucleus.